AUGUUUUACAAAGGUUUGGCCAAAGAGGCCCGUGCACAGACCAAAUGUGACAUUUCAACCCCAAAAGUCAGGCGGGCCAGUUCCUCUUGCACUCCAGACCCCAAGCCAUCCCCGGAAAAACGCUUUGUCAAAGCUGGUGUCUCAGUCUACAUAGAUGAUGUUUUACAAAAAAAGACUGGAAUUAUUCCAAAGGUGUUGGAGGUUGACACAAAGAAGCCCAACUUUUAUGAAGACUUUCAUCAUCAUCUCUGGGGCUUGUUUUCUGAUGAAAUCCUCUUGAAAACUGAAAUUACCUAUCCACCCAACCCCGAACAGUACACAUGCUUAGGCACCCAUAACUCCAAGAUUGAAGACCCCAACAUCCUCUUGGACCUGGCACGAUCUGGAAAGACUAUCAAAAGCGCUUCAGUCAUCCACCUAAUCUACCAGCAUCCUAUGGACGCCUUUCCUGAAACAGAAAUCCCCACUUCAUCUCGCACAAACUCCAAGAGGAAAUAUUCAGGUGAUCAACCAAAGGCAUCUAAAGCCGCAACCUGGGCCCUUGGGGGAAAGUUUUCCACCAAACCUGCAAGGGGAGCCACCAGUCUUUCAUCCCAAGUCAACACCCUCAGUCACCCAGUUGGCCAGUCAAUCGUGAUAAAGACUGAUGGGUGGAUUCCUGCGCUACAGGUCCAUUUCUAUACCGUCGAUGAACAACCACCAUCUGGAGAAUCACGUCAAUCUUUCAUUAUCAAUGAUUACAUACGUGCGGUCACCUUCCCUUUGGAAAUCAAAGUCAACACUGGAAAGGUUUUAGGGGAGGGUUCCAGUCGCAGGUCUUAUGCUGCUCAAGUCUGCUCAUUAGAACAGGGUAAAGAGGUUGUCAACAAAUGGGUUGCCAAGCUACGGUACUCUGACCCUACACCCAAUGUUGCUAAUCAUGCCAGUGAUGCCAUAACUUAUCGUGGUUUUGCUCUUAUCCUGGCGGAAUUCAAAGAUCUCAUUACACAUCAUCCCUGA
Molecule: messenger RNA, 999 nt
Organism: Puccinia graminis f. sp. tritici CRL 75-36-700-3
Lineage: Eukaryota; Fungi; Basidiomycota; Pucciniomycetes; Pucciniales; Pucciniaceae
Exons: 1
Coding region: 1-999 (332 amino acids)
Source: RefSeq, a predicted model, not a curated record